Pundamilia nyererei is the source of this 1140-nucleotide messenger RNA. Its product is annotated as junctophilin-1-like. The transcript has 4 exons. NCBI's taxonomy places the organism in Eukaryota, Metazoa, Chordata, Actinopteri, Cichliformes, Cichlidae. Gene Ontology annotation, cellular component: plasma membrane; junctional membrane complex; endoplasmic reticulum membrane. The record is from RefSeq and is a predicted model, not a curated record. Bases 1 to 1140 code for a protein of 379 amino acids.
AUGGUACGGGCGCCAGAGUUUCGGAAGCCGGUAACUGUGGAGAGACAUGCAGAGGAGGCGUGGAUGGGCGUUGAGCAAGGGCUUGGAAUUGCUUCCGGGGUGAGGACAGGCUGCAGGGUGGGGGUUGAGUCUGCUGAGUCCAUGGUUGGCUGGAUCAUUACUGUUACGGUUUGUCUCUGUCUUCUCUCUGUGUGUCUCUCUGCUACUGCUGUAGGCACGUAUCAGGGUCAGUGGAGUGGUGGCAUGCGUCACGGCUAUGGAGUACGUCAAAGUGUUCCUUAUGGCAUGGCUUCUGUCAUCCGCUCACCUCUACGAACUUCGCUGUCUUCACUCCGCAGUGAGCAGAGUAAUGGUACAGUACUGCGUGACAGCCUAUCCGAUAGCCCUGCUGGCACACGUGGUGGUUUUGUGCUCAACUUCCAAUCAGAUGGAGAGGGUUCAGAGAAGAGAAAGGGUCUUUUUCGCCGUGGCUCCUUUUUUGGUAGCCUUCAGCGACUACGCAAAUCUGAUUCACGCUCAUCAAUUUCUAGUAAGCGCAGUUCAGCACACAGUGACACUACUAUGAGCCGCAUCAGUUCAAGUGACGCCAACUCUACCAUUAGCUUUGGAGAUGGAGACCCUGGCGAUGACUACCUGCUUCUUGAGGACAGUGUGGAUGCUACCACCACCGAGUCGUAUGUGGGCGAGUGGAAAAAUGACAAACGCAGUGGCUUUGGUAUCUCUGAGCGGUCUAAUGGCAUGAAAUAUGAAGGCGAGUGGUUGAAUAAUAAACGCCAUGGCUAUGGCUGCACCAUCUUUCCUAAUGGGACGAAGGAAGAAGGGAAGUACAAGAACAAUAUGCUGAUCCGGGGUAUCAGGAAGCAGCUGUUCCCACUAAAGAAUACCAAGACCAAACAAAAAGUGGAUCGUGCCAUUGAAGGAGCAGUGAGAGCAGCAGCCAUCGCCAGAACCAAGGUUGAGAUUGCCAUCUCCAGAUGGAUAGAGGGUGUUGGAGGGCCUGCAACAUGGAACACCUGUCUGACCUCCAUCCAUAGACAUUCCCAGCAGAUGUGUCCUUAUCACAUGCACCUCCAACACUCUUGCCCCAAGCUCGUGUGGGUCCUGGUGCAGUGCCUGGGAAGGCAGAACAGGGAGAUGUGA